UAAAUUUCAUUCUGGAAAAAUAAUAAAAAUACGAUGAUGGUCGAAAUAGUUCUUCUAUUCUCGAAGUUGGAACGCGAGGUUCGAACGAAAGGUUUCCUCCAUUAGAAUCACGCCAUGAGCCUCGGUAUUGCCCAUCGACUCGAACGUUUCGAGUGUGAAUAGGUCAUCGUCCAACAAUAUAUGUACACUGCCGUAUCGUGCUGUCAUAUUGUGUGUGGCGAGCAUUUAACAGACGGUGCUGUGCUUUCUAGACGCGUUAGCAACCCUUAAAUUGUUCGCUUUGUCACCAGCGAUAUACCGACACAGAAAACAGACAACGUCGAGAAGAUACGAUCGACCGACCCGCAAGGCAAGCGUGCCCAGCCUUUAGUCGCGUACCGGCCACCGCGCACUGCACGUCGCGAGGUGUUUGUAUCCGGAGGACGAGACUUCUGCUUCGUUCCACUGACAGAAAGGGGGAGAGAGAAAGAGAGAGAGAAAUUAACCUAACAAACGAAAGAAACAAAGAAAGAGGCAUUUCUCGUUCGAGUUCUUUCAAAAUUUUUAUCCAUCAUUUCGAUCCAUCUGGUUAAUUUAUCCAGGCUUCAGAAUCGAAUUUAAAAUAGAGGAAGAAAAAGUUGAAAGUCAAAGAAUAAAACGUAAAAUGAUGGCCAAGUACGAGAUCCUCGGUUCGAGUUGAUCGAGGAUUUUUCCCUUUUAGAAAAGAUCGAAUCGACCAAAGCGUUGAUUGAAGAGAGAGAGAGAGAGAGAGAGAGAGAGAGAGGAAAGAGAGAAGAAUUGAAUAUACGAGUUCGAGAGUAUCGAGAGGCGUAAAAACCAGCCAUGGAUCCUUACUCGUUAAGUGUUGAACGCGAGGCGUCGAAGAAUAUCGAGGAAAAUGAAAGAGAAUGCUUCAAAGAUGCGAUCGUGUCGAGCAGAAGUCUCAACAAAGGCUUUGUCGAGCCUACCAACAUUAAAAAUGCCAUACCCGAGAUCGCUUCCUGUAUCAUUGCCGCGUCUUUCCACAUAUCGGUAGGAUUAGCCAUGGCAUAUUCGGCUAUACUGAUUCCUCAUCUCGAAGAUCAAGAUGCGGAAUUGCACGCAACCCAAGAGCAGACUUCCUGGAUCGCCAGCGUGGUUGUAGUUUGCACGCCUUUGGGCGCCGUGCUAGGCGGAUUUUUAAUGGAGACAGUGGGAAGGUUGCGCACCCUUCAAUACGGUGCCAUACCUUUCGUUGCAAGCUGGAUUCUUAUUGCGCUUUCGACCAAUAUCCCGAUGGUUUUGGUUGGUCGAUUGUUAGCAGGCUUGGCCACGGCUAUGGCAACAUCGCCAGCCAUUGUUUACAUCACCGAGGUCGCGCGGCCGGAACUCAGAGGCUCGAUGAUAUCUUUCGGCCCAACUUUAGCCUCGUUUGGCAUGGUGCUUUCGUACUUAAAAGGUGCCUACAUUGACUGGAGAAUUGUUGCCUGGCUCAGCAUCGUUUACGCGGUCGUGCCAGUUAUUCUGGUGCAAUUUUUCGUCCCGGAAUCGCCUGUAUGGCUCGUUUCAAAAGGACGGUUAGAUGAUGCGAAGAAAUCUUUGGAAUGGUUGUACAAACGCGAGGAGAAGCAAGGAAAAGUGUCCGCCGCGGAAGCACAAUUUAUCACAAUCUUAAAAGAGAACGAGAUAAAAUUAAGCGAGCAAAGAAAAAGCAAGCAUGGAGGUAUCUCUACCAAGCUGAGAGGAUUUUUGAAACCAACAGGAUGGAAACCAAUGAUGAUACUUUUCCUAUUCUUCUCCUUUCAACAAUUUUCUGGCAUCUAUAUUACUCUUUUCUACGCUGUUACAUGGUUCCAAGAAGUUGGUUCCGGUGUGGAUGCGUAUAUAGCCUCGAUUCUAGUCGGUGUAACCCGUUUUCUAUGUUCGAUGGUGAACACCUGGUUAUUAAGACGAUACAAGAGGCGACUCCUAUGUAUAAUUUCAUCCUUGGGAAUGACUCUUUGUAUGGGUGUUUCUGGUUACUUCACUUAUCUUAUUAAGAAUGGCGAUCGUUCCGGAAAUUGGGUUCCCGUUUUAUGCCUGUUACUCUACGUUUGCACGUCUAUGGUCGGUAUGCUGACUAUUCCAUGGACAAUGACGGCCGAAUUGUUCCCAACUGAAAUCCGAGGAAUCGCCCAUUCCAUUAGUUAUUCCAUAGCCAAUUUACUCAUGUUUUCUGCCCUGCAGAGUUACAGAAGUUUGCAAGAUUUUCUGGGUGGGUCUCAUGCCGUGCAAUGGUUUUUUGCUGGCGUUUCGUUAGCAGCCGUCGUUUUCGUAUGGUUGUUACUUCCAGAGACUCAUGGUAAGAAACUCUCCGAGAUCGAGGAAUAUUUCCAAAAUCAUUUCCUAGCUGUCGGAGCUGAAGCAAAGACAAGGAAACGAAGAAGACAGAGAAGAGCGCAACGAAACGCCAAAUCGUCCGCUACGCAACCAUUGAAUCCUAAAACUAUACAAAACGUGUAAAUUUCUCUUCCAUGAGGCUGGAAUCGUAAGAUGCAAAGAAUUCCUAGCCAGAGAAUACGUAUUAGCGUAUACUCUAUACAUGACACACAAAUUAUCUUUUAGUUCAAAGUUGUUACCCUUGUAAAAGAUAAAAUACGCGCCCAAAUUUUUAUAAAUUAUAUCGAUUUACUUUAAUAUUGUUAAGAUUGUUAGCAUUUCGAAAAGUUAAAAAGCGAGAGGCAGGAAAAGGAAUCGAAAGUAUGUAUGAAAGAGAACGAAAGAGAGAGAGAGAGAGAGAGAGAGAGAGAGAGAGAGAGAGAGAGAAAUAGGAAUGUUACGAUUACGAAACCGUGUAGUUUCAUACUUAAAUAACUUGCUUUCACUUAAAUAAUUGCAAGAAAAAAAAAAUGAACUGAGGAAAAAAAAUUGAGGAUUCUCAAUAUCGAAGGUAAUUCUCAUUGAUUAUAUAUAUAUUAUAUAUUACAAAAUCAGACUUCGUUUAUUACUAAUUUUGAAGGAAAAUUUUAAAAAACAAUUAUUCAAAGAAUGAUACAAGCAAAAUGAAUUCGCAGAUUUCUGCAAUCGUUGAAUUACAUUUGUUUUGCGAUAUAUAGCCUCGAGAUCCAAAUGCUUGCACGUGUGAAAUAGUAUAUAUAUAAAUGCGUAUACAGCAGGAAAGAUGAUUAAUAAUACGCACGGCACGCAAUGUGAUGUUGCCAAGAAAACUAGAUGAAAAUUUGUACCAAAAAUUAGCAAACGAUUUUAUAGGCGAGAUAUAAAACAGUAUUAUAGGUUGAUCCGAUACAGCCUUCCAUAUAAAAUAUACAUUUUAUGGAUGACCGUAGAGGAUGAAAAGAUAAAAAGAUUUUUGUCCGAGAACAAAUGCUGAGUAUGUGCCUAAGAUAAUCUUUUUUCUAUUGUACAUUGUCUCGCGAAACAUCUAUAUACGUUUGCCGUUUUCAGGCAGGCAUAGCAUUCCUUUUGGAAAUCGAUUGUUAACAACUAUGCUGUGAUUAAAUAAUAUUUACAAAGAAAAUUCAUAUAACGUGAAGUGCAGUAUUCCGUUCUGCCUGCGAAGCGUACCAUUUAAAAAGCAAAUAAUAUCAAAGCGCAGGCGCUGCGUAAAUCACUAACGCCAUCUAUCGAUUCGUUCAAAUUUAUGGAUUCUUCUUUUAGUGACAUCCAUCGUCUAUCUAUUAUUUAAACUAUAGAUAGAUCUAAUAUUACGAUCGUCACUUUUUGUACGACUUUUUUCACGUUUAAUGUUUGUGCUGAUAUAUACAUCAUUUUUUAUGAUAUUUUUAUACCGAA
This is a messenger RNA of Apis mellifera (honey bee), 3750 nucleotides long. RefSeq names its product facilitated trehalose transporter Tret1. The record is from RefSeq and is a predicted model, not a curated record. Gene Ontology annotation, cellular component: membrane. Gene Ontology annotation, molecular function: transmembrane transporter activity. Gene Ontology annotation, biological process: transmembrane transport. Lineage: Eukaryota; Metazoa; Arthropoda; Insecta; Hymenoptera; Apidae. The transcript has 9 exons. The coding region runs from base 823 to 2460 and encodes 545 amino acids.